Aureobasidium melanogenum CBS 110374 is the source of this 2385-nucleotide messenger RNA. Its product is annotated as OPT superfamily oligopeptide transporter. Gene Ontology annotation, biological process: transmembrane transport. Bases 1 to 2385 code for a protein of 794 amino acids. Lineage: Eukaryota; Fungi; Ascomycota; Dothideomycetes; Dothideales; Saccotheciaceae. Gene Ontology annotation, molecular function: oligopeptide transmembrane transporter activity. The transcript has 12 exons. The record is from RefSeq and is a predicted model, not a curated record.
AUGGCGGCAUCUGGUAUCGAACUCGAGCCUAGCUCCAGCAAGAGAAAGGUCCCUCAAUCUUCUGGCUUAGAGAUCGAAACCCCAAAUACCAAGACCGGUGUUGUUGCCGGAAGCGUCAAGGAAGUUCAUCCGUAUCAGGACACCGAUGACUACAGCAUUCAUGAAGGCACCAACGGCUAUGUCGCUGAAGAGCACAAGGUUGUCGAGACCGCCGAAGACUUGGUAAAUCAAGUACUGAGCGUGGAAGAUGAUCCCACUCUCAAUCCAUGGACCUUCCGAAUGUUCUUCUUGGGACUCGGGCUGUCCAUCUUCGCAUCUGUUCUUCAGGAAAUUUUCUACUUCAAGCCGCAAACGAUCUAUGUCUCCAACGUCUUCCUGUGCGUUAUCGCAUAUGUACUUGGUGAAGCCAUGUCAAAGGUCCUUCCUAGUAAGGGUGUGAUCGGAGGUUACUUAAAUCCACACCCUUUCAACAUGAAAGAGCACGCUGCUAUCACCCUCAUGGCUUCCGCCGCCGGUCAAUCUGCCUUGUCGACAGAAGUACUUGCCGCACAAGAGCUCUGGUAUGGAGGCUAUCCUAGCAAAGCUGGCGGAGUUUUUGUCACGUUAUCAAGCCAAUUGAUCGGAUACGGCAUUGCUGGACUUCUUAGAGAGGUGCUCGUUCACCCCACUAAGAUGUUAUGGCCCAUCAAUUUGCCUGUAACCACCUUGUUGGAGAGUCUUCACAAAGAUAAGGUGGUUGCAAAGCAAAAGAUCAGAAUCUUCUACAUCAUCUUCGCAGUCAUCUUUGUAUGGGAAGGAGUCUCUAUCUUCUGCUUGGCUGAUCAAAACAAUUUGGUCUUUACUAACCUCUUUGGUGGAGCCAGUGGUAACGAGGGUCUCGGGUUUCUCAGUUUCUGCUUCGAUUGGCAGUACAUUGCUUCUCUGGGCAGUCCUCUCUGGCUACCACUCGAGACUAUGACGAACAACUUCAUUGGCUAUAUCGGCUGCAUUGUCCUGUUCAUGGGUCUUUACUAUGCCAAUAUGUGGCGUGCUCAGGAUUUCCCUUUCCUGGCUCAAGUACUAUUUACUGGGGAGAGUAACGGCACUUAUUACGCUCAGUACAAUCAGACCCUUAUAUUGAAUUCGAAGAUGGAAAUCGACCAAGCCCUACUGGACAAUGUUGGACCGCCAUAUUUGACGGCGACAUAUAUCGCGUAUCUUAUAACUUCGAACGCCGGGUUCACCGCUACCUUCAUUCACAUGUUUCUCUGGAACUACGAGGACAUCAAGGCUGGUUGGGCUUGGGCGAAGCCGAGCAACCUUCGAAAGUUGUUCAAGCCUCAGACCUACAAAUUCUGGCAGAACCAAGAGUCGCCUCAGGAGCGGCUGGCCAGAAAAGAAGCCGAUCCGGAUCUCGAUCCUCACUAUAAGCUCAUGCUCCGCAACCUGUACCCAGAAACGCCAUUGUGGUGGUGGGGCGCUGUCGUAGUUAUCUCGUGGGCUGUCGGUCUAGCAUGUCUUUAUGGCAUGAAAUCGACACUUCCAUGGUGGGGAUUCUUGCUGUCAACCGCAUUAACAUUUUUGUGCGUCUUGUUCUUUGGAGCCCAGAUGGGCAUAACUGGUUUCCAAUUCAACAUUCAGCCGAUUUGCCAGAUGCUUGCUGGCUAUAUGUUCAAGGGCCGUCCUCUCGCCAACAUGUAUUUCACCUGUUAUACCUACAACGCAUUGCAAAUGGCGGAAGUAUUAGCCAAAGAUUUGAAGACAGGACAGUAUAUGCAUCUAGCACCAAGAACUACAUUCUUUGUUCAAAUUUGUGGCUGCAUCGUUGGUGCGCUGUUCAACUACAUCAUGAUGAUCUCCAUUGUCCAAAACCAAGCCACAAUCCUCAGAUCCAUCGCGGGCAGUAAUAUUUGGAGUGGCCAAAAUGUUCAACAAUUCAAUACUCUUGCUAUAGCCUGGUCCAUGCCCGCUGAGCUCUUCUCCGUUGGCGGCAGGUACGAGUGGGUUACGCUAUCUUACCUCAUCGGGUUCAUCGUUCCUGUCCCCUUCUGGCUGGCUUACCGCUACACCAAACAUCCCGUGUUCAGGUACCUGAACAUGUCGAUCAUCCUGUGGUACAUGGGUUGGCUGUUUGUCGGCAUCAACGCCAGUAUUCCCAUGUUCUUCGUCGUCGGUUUCAUCUCGCAGUGGUUCGUUCGUCGCCGCUACCCUGAGCUGUUCGUCAAGUACAACUACAUUGUCAGUGCCGCACUUGAUGGUGGCACUCAGGUUCUUGUCUUCAUCUUGACCUUUGCGGUCUUUGGUGGAAGUGGUAAGGCUAGACCUUUCCCCACUUGGGCUGGUAACCCGGAUACUACCCUGCACAACCUCGAUUACUGCAUGGUCAACCCUGGUACUUCGGGAUGA